CCGGUCCUUCGCCGCACGCCCGGGGCAGCUUCCGCUUCCGGCGGAAGUGGAGCCGCAGUUGUUGUUCCGGGCGAGCGGCUCCGCGGAGCCGUUGUCAGCGGCCGCUGCUGCCCAGGCCCGUCCGGCCCGUCCCCGCCGCCGCCAUGUCGGUCCCCAGCGCCCUCAUGAAGCAGCCGCCGAUCCAGUCCACGGCGGGCGCCGUGCCCGUCCGCAACGAGAAGGGUGAGCUCUCCAUGGAGAAGGUGAAGGUGAAGCGGUAUGUGUCGGGGAAGCGGCCCGACUACGCGCCCAUGGAGUCCUCGGAGGAGGAGGACGAGGAGUUCCAGUUCAUCAAGAAGGCGAAGGAGCAGGAGGUGGAGCCCGAGGAGCAGGAGGAGGAACUCGCCAACGACCCCCGGCUGCGGCGCCUGCAGAACCGCAUCGCUGAGGACGUGGAGGAGCGGCUGGCGAGACAUCGUAAAAUUGUGGAGCCUGAAGUGGUUGGAGAAAGUGACUCUGAGGUGGAGGGGGAGGCCUGGCGUCUGGAGCGGGAGGACACAAGCGAAGAGGAGGAGGAGGAGAUCGAUGAUGAGGAGAUCGAGCGUCGGCGUGGGAUGAUGCGCCAGCGAGCGCAGGAGAGGAAGACGGAGGAGAUGGAAGUGAUGGAGCUGGAGGACGAGGGUCGAUCUGGAGAAGAGUCAGAGUCUGAGUCUGAGUACGAGGAGUACACGGACAGCGAAGAUGAGAUGGAGCCGCGUCUCAAACCUGUCUUCAUCCGCAAGAAGGACCGGAUCACGGUGCAGGAGCGGGAAGCAGAGGCACUGAAGCAGAAGGAGCUGGAGCAGGAGGCCAAGCGGAUGGCAGAGGAGCGGCGCAAGUACACACUGAAGAUUGUUGAAGAGGAGGCAAAGAAGGAGUUUGAGGAGAACAAGCGCUCGCUGGCAGCACUGGAUGCGCUCGAUACAGAUGAUGAAAACGACGAGGAGGAGUAUGAGGCCUGGAAAGUACGUGAGCUGAAGCGCAUCAAACGGGACCGCGAAGAACGAGAAGCCAUGGAGAAGGAGAAGGCAGAGAUCGAGCGCAUGCGGAACCUCACAGAGGAGGAGCGCCGCGCCGAGCUGCGCGCCAAUGGCAAGGUCAUCACCAACAAGGCGGUGAAGGGCAAGUACAAGUUCCUGCAGAAGUACUACCACCGUGGCGCCUUCUUCAUGGAUGAGGACGAGGAGGUGUACAAGAGGGACUUCAGUGCCCCAACACUCGAAGACCACUUCAACAAGACCAUCCUGCCCAAAGUCAUGCAGGUGAAGAACUUUGGGCGCUCGGGUCGGACCAAGUACACACACCUAGUGGACCAGGACACCACAUCAUUCGACUCGGCCUGGGGCCAGGAAAGUGCCCAGAACACCAAGUUCUUCAAGCAGAAAGCAGCAGGUGUGCGCGACGUCUUCGAAAGACCCUCCGCCAAGAAGCGAAAAACCACCUAAGGCAGCAGACGGAGGGGGAGGGCACUUCCCUGCCAGCACCAGGACAGAAGGAUGCUGUGCUGUGCAGGACUGUGGUUACAGGCCCUUUCUGUCCCCACGCCACACCUGCCCUUUUGACGCCGUGUCCCGCUCCCUGCGCUGCGCAGAGCUGGCACUCGCUGCCCAGGUGCCGCAGAGGACAAGGGCCUGACCGUGCUGCCCAGGCUGUGGCCACCCCAGUGUCCCACCACCAGCAGUGUCAGGGAGGCUGGGCAGGAGUAGCAACACCCCCGGCUCCAGCACACCGGACCCAGGAGGAACGAACAGACUUUUGUGCCUGUCUGCUCCACAGCAUCUCCUGUUCACUUGUACUUUCCCUAGGGUCAGUUUGGGCCCUUUUUUGGUGCAGAACAGCGGUGACCCCAUCUGCUCACCCUGGUUCUGCAGGCCUGGGAUUUUCUACCUGUGGGGGAGGUUGGUUUGAUUAAAAGUGGUUGUUUUCUUACA
Molecule: messenger RNA, 1949 nt
Organism: Columba livia (rock pigeon)
Lineage: Eukaryota; Metazoa; Chordata; Aves; Columbiformes; Columbidae
Gene: MFAP1
Product: microfibril associated protein 1
Exons: 9
Coding region: 144-1463 (439 amino acids)
Biological process (GO): mRNA splicing, via spliceosome
Cellular component (GO): U2-type spliceosomal complex
Molecular function (GO): RNA binding
Source: RefSeq, a predicted model, not a curated record